This is a messenger RNA of Porites lobata, 26448 nucleotides long. NCBI's taxonomy places the organism in Eukaryota, Metazoa, Cnidaria, Anthozoa, Scleractinia, Poritidae. The record is from the annotation of a GenBank genome assembly.
UCAGAUAAGAGGCGGUAAGCCCGACCAGGAAAUCUUCCUCCUCAGUAAAUAUGUUGUCGCAGGCUCUUCAAUUCCAAGUGUAACAGAUUUGAUCUUUUGCUUGUCUGCGGAGGUGAGUUAUCGUGAAUAGCUAUAGAUCAGAGAGAAGAACAAUUGGCGAAGCUUAAGGAAAGAUAAGAUCACUGCAGAUGAUUGCUGUUAGCUCAUAUAUGUCAGUCUCGCUUCACGUAUCUCACUUAUCGCUUCACGUAUCUCACGGCCCGUUGAUUUAUAUUCAAAUAGGAAUCACGUUUCAUGAAUCGAGGAACUGAUAUCCGCUAACAAAGUAUUCCAUCUUUGACAUAGAUGUCACAAUUUUUCUAACAGACGAACAUGCCUGUGCAUACCAUUAACUGUUCAAUUAUGGACCUCAACAACGAUUGGCAGUCUGACGGCUUUAAUUAUAUUUAUCUCUUUUUGAAUUUAUGUCACAAGAUGCAGGGCUUUCUUGUUUUCUCCUCCGCUUCACACAUGUCUUAAACAAAUUUGUCAAUGUUCUGAGGUGUUAGGUUCUCAAUGAUUUGAAGUGCAAAUUGAAACUAUUAACUGCUUAAUUUUAUGGCAACUUCAAAGAUUUUGCUGUUUGAUUAUUGUUAAACAAAGUUUUGUAAACUAUGUUAGGUAAACAUUGAAAUUUCAAAACAUUGUUUAAAUAAGUUUAUGAAUUCGGGAACUAGUCCGGCAAAUAAAUCAGUUGCAUCGCCCUUGACAAUGGUGAUAUUGAUAUUGAUAUUGAUUCAGUCGUGUUGCUGUGUCAUGUUCUAGUACACAGCAUUUCCAGGAGAAACCUGAUUCUUUCUUUAAUUCUUGUUAACGUAGUAUAUUUACGUGACAUGUUUAUCCUUUAUUAAGCAAAAAGUAGAAAUGUGACAAUGGUUCGAUGAUUUAUUGGCAGCUACUUGUUCUUGAGUGGGUUGGUCAGGGUAUAAGAUUUCGUCAAUAAUCUGGAAUUUUUAUCCUGAUUGUAAAAAAAAUCAAACAAUAUUUUUCAGGUCAGGUCGCAAAACGUACACAAUUUUGUACCAUAGAGCUGUCGGUAUUUUCUUACAUAGUUUAACUGUUUAUAUUAAUUUAUUGUUAACUUCACUUUCUGUUUGAUUUCCUUUCAUCGUAAUAGAACGUACGUAUAUCAAAUUUCAUUACUUUAUUGCAUUGAAUCGCAUUUCAUUGGAUUGCAUUGCGCUGCACUGGCCAGCAACUAUGUUAUUUAUCCUCCUUUGUUUUUUUUUUACAUCUGCUAUCUCCUUGUACCCUUCUGUAAGAUAUUGCUCGAUAUAAAAGCUUUUUUGAAAUAGAACAAGGUGCCAAACGUUCUACGCGAUCACACAAAAUAGUAUUAUUUUCAUUUUCUAUUCGGGAGAAGGGGUUACUAUAAAUAUUAGCCUACGCGAGGAGUUUGAAUUAUCUUUUAUGGGCUUCAGGUAUAUGAAAAGGAAGGGCUUUUUACGAGUUGGAGUAUGUGGAAGAGUAGGGAGAUUUUUAGUUCUAUUUAUGACCGUUAUUGAAAUGUUUCAAACAGAUGAUACAACGAUUUUAAAUUUUUGUAUAUUUUCUUAAUAUGUUUUAUUAACUUCAUUCUAAGGGUCUAGACAAGAGAUACAGUAAACUUAACUUUUGUGAAAAGGAUACCAUUUCUCGAUAUAAACUUUGCCAAAGAGGUACCUAAAAAGGGGAAGUAGUAUAGCGCCCUUACGAAACUUCGUUGAGCACCUUUGCAACCCUAGGUCCGGAUCGGACAGUGAAUUUAAGCAGGUGCUUCGGGUGUGGCGGAGAUGUCAGUUGAAAAUACAACCGAACAGUUACGUUUACUUUAUCUCCAAAGUAUUCCAGUUCAGAACAGUGAGGGUUUCAUCUUUUUAAAUCGGUGUGGCCAUUUUCUCACAUUCCUACAAACAGCUUUUUCAAAUUGAUCUGACGUGCGCCAGUAAUUACACUUAAUUAAAAUGUUUUAAUGAAUUUGUGUUAAGUACUAAACGACUAAUCAGGGAUAUCUGUGGAGCCCAGCAUGUUACACUUCGUUCUCAGUCAAUUUGAAUCAUAUCAAUCUUUAACUCACUGAGAAAGAUAUGGUCAGUGCUGUAUCCAGCCUCCUGAUGUGUUUGAAUGUUAAGAUAUAAUGGUAUCUUCUCAUUACGUUUAAAAUACUGAGUAUAGAUCCGUGAAUCCAAACUAAGGCUGAGGUAACACGCAAGAAAGUAUCUUUGGUUUUUAGUGAAGAUUUGACUGUUAACCAUAACCAUAAACGUCGACGAAUAUAAUGAACAAACGUUAGAUUUGACUGAUCGGCCACCAAAUUUCGCGCUCUUUCUGACCUUCAAAAAGGUUGUCGUGUUUUGCCGCUAAUUUCCUGCUGUGUCUUUAUCCCUUAACCAAUCACAGACCGUUUCACGAUUUACACCUGCUUAACUAUUUUAAAAGGUACUAAUUGUUGAAAAACAAUUCAUUUAUGAAAUCUAUCACAAAAUUCCUUCAUUCUGUUGAGUGUACUCAACUGUUGCGUAUUUACUAUCAAUCACUCCUUCAAAAGCUAAAAUAAUUGAGGUGGGUAGAGUCGCUGCGUUUUUGAAACCCACAAGAGCUAAAUUUAUCUUUGACGUUAUCUAAUGUUGCCUCACCAUUGGAUCUGAGCUGAAAAUUACACCACCUUGUUGAACAAAACAAGCGUAUUUCAAUUGACAGAUAAAUCUGUUGGUUGUCAUUUAAGUGUGAGUCGAUGAUUAUGUCUUACGCUAAGCGCAGUUCUUAACACGCUUUUUGUUGGCAAUAAGAGAACAACAAGACGCUGAAUUUAAUUCCAGCUAAGGCAGAACGAAAGAAAGUUAACGGAUAAAAUUGAGAUGCUGAAACAAAGAUCGCGCAAGUCACGCUGAAAAUGUAAGUCUGGAGCAAGUUGUAACAUGUUGAUUUGCUUGGGUGGGGUUCCUGGAGUUGAUUCACAAUAGCAUUUUUAAUUGUAAGUUAGUAUUGACCGUAGACGUGGUUAAAAAUAUUAUGCAACGGAAUUUAUGUAUCCCAAAUCACCACUGUGAUUUAAUAUAAUUUCCAGUGACUAAAACGUUGCGUUUCUUUCCAUGUCUGGGAGAAAAAUAGUGUUAAUCCUAGAAAAUAGUUCUUGUUUAAUUGCGCCUUUAGCUGCUGCAACAAACAACGGUAGAAUAUUUGAUUUUAACAAUGUCGGUUCGCAGUCUGGAAAGCGGUUGGGUUGCGACUGCUGCAGAAUAUAGGAGAACGAACCGGCGAAGGGAAAAAACGUAACAUUUACCUGUCUCAGGAAAACUGUUACUUAUUUUAUUUCAACUGAAAUGUGUGAAAAUAACAGGCCAAUAUUGAGUGUCGAAAUUAGAAAUUCGCUGUGAUCAUUGUCCACUGUGAUGGUAUUUAUUUUCCACUACUGAUGACUGAAUGUAGAAGCGCAAUACAGCUGGAUAUCUAUCUGACGCAGGAACUGACUGCUGAUUUGAGAGGAACUUAAAGCUGAGGAGAUUUGGAAAUCUUAUGGGCUCUUGCUAGUCUACAUUUCUUAAUGGCUACCCCAGAAUCGUAUUUGUAAGGGAUCGACCUGUUGUAAGAGUGGGGUGCUCCCUUAGAGUUAUUUUUUGCUGUGUAUGUGCCGCUGGCCUCUCAGAGCUCCUACCCUAUUGCAGUCUAUUCUGUGACCAAUUAUAGACCACAUCAUUUAGUCAAUUUUGGGAAAUAUGUAAUUUUCGCGAUCCCAAUGCAACUUAGUCACUUUCCAUUUAAGUAUGUACCUUUUACUGAAUGAAGAACACUUUACUUUUUAGCUACGGUACAAACAUUCUGGUACGUUUGCUAACCGUAAAUGUGAAGAACUUUUCUUACCCCAUUAGUCUGUUGUAAAGAAGAACCCCUCCCUGGGGGGAGGCUGCACCCCGGCCCUGGUGAAAAUGGGUGGAUCCGGCAUGUAAUUAUCUUUGCACAAAAUGGACUGAUUUGGCCAGAGAAUUGUGAGGACUCAAGGAGGCUAAUGUUCUUUUUUCUUUCUUUCCAUAUUUGUGUAAUAAAAACUGAUCGUGAAAUAUACUGAAGAAAUCAAUUUUUUACUAUCUUCACCAGAUGAUGUGACAGAACACUUAUCUCCCCGCAUGAGCUUGGCAGCCUCAGUUGCUCGAUACAUUUUAUCAAUGUCAAAGUUCGUUUCAACGUUCGAGAGUUUUUUUUUAAUUCUUCUUAUCUGCUGAUCUCCUCAUCUUAUGUUAAUAGCCAUUAGAAAACUCACGGCAAUGAUCAAGCAUCGCAUCAACCCAUGUGAAUCACUGAGUGACCUCUAUAGCUAACCUCCAAACCAUCUACAUUGGAGUAAUAAAAUGAAGCCACACCAAGGAGAAAAGCAGACGGAGAAGGCUUCCAACAUAAAACUUGGCAAAGGUGAGUUUUUGGUUCAAAAAACAACGAACAUUAUGUCGAGGAAGAAUUUUCGUUGUCUCGCUCCGUAGCUGGUCAUCCAACUCGUUUCAACCUAUAAGUAACUAAUUAACCUCUCUUUCAAGAGCAAACAAUUUCCAUGGUCUUAAGGGAAUGUACUUUAAUAAAAAAAGCACAUCCAUUCCCGAUUUUGUUUUUUGGCUUUUUUUGUUUGUUUGUUCGUUUUAAAGCGACCAAAAACUGGAUUAAUUUUUUCUCCGUUUUCAGAAAAAUUCUCACGCACGCGGAGCGUUGCACUUUAGAAUCGCUUUCAUCUGACCACAUGUAUCCGUGUCUCCUUGGAAGCGGAAAUUUUUUUUACCCUGAUUGACUUCGUCAAUAACUUCUUAAUAUAACAGAGAUACUGUUUGGUGGAGAAAAUUUGUUCCACACUUUUAUUACCUGGUGUAAUACCCGAGUUGUUGCUUAUUGACCGCUGAUUACUUUUCGACUUAGCCACAAGAUUCGGAAAUUUUUCUUCAAAUAAAGCUGCCAGAAAAUUUAAAAAGUUGUCGAGAAGCUACCGUUUUUUUAAUUAUUAUUGUUACCAAGAAGUUUCCGAAACGUUGCGGUCUGUUUUUUUUUUUUUUUUUUUUUUUUAAUUACGUGAUGGUCUUAAACUUCCCCUAAAUACUUGGGAUCAAUUUUGCCCGAACAACAUUUCCGACCACAAUUAGGAUUUUAUGGGACAAAAUCAGGAGCCGAUCGGCUCCUGACAAAAUUGCACCAAUUUUAGUUGGGACACAGUCCGCUAAUGAGCGAUUGAAAGAGAGACCUUUAUCCUCUCUUGCCGACUGCUGUUUGCAGCUACCGUCGACCACAAAAACUGGAAAAAGGAAAGUGAAAAAUUAAUUUCAGUAUUUUGUUAUCUCUCUUGGUUAUUUGCAUAAAGAUUCUGGACGGGUGAAAGUCUUCGUUCGAGUCCGACCCCCACGACCUCAAGAAACCAGCCGCAAGGAACCGAUAGCCGUGAAUGUUCAAGAGCUUUCUUCUCAGGUGAGGUUAAAAUGCCCCCUUAUAGGAUAGGAAACGUUUUUAUGCUGAUAAAAUUUACAUGUAACCCUGGUAACACCCACUUAUUUGUGGUAUUGUUUUUGCGGGGGAGAGAGAGAGAGACGUUUGUUGCUGGCCCCAGUCCCCAGGUCGUCAUGUCAGCGGAGAAGGACCUGGUGAUGAGAUGAAUUGUCGAUCAACGUUCCAUCACUUUGUAAACGUAGUGUUGUCUGUUGACUUGUAAUUUUAUCGCUUUAAAUGGCUCUUAAUAAUCACGAUACAAAAGAAAAUGGACCAAAGUCACUGCCGGUUGUGUAUAUUACAAGAAAAGAGUCCUUCUGUGCGAGCCAUAGACUACAUAGUCCAAAAUUGAGCGACGAAGAGAAUCGAUUAAUUUUCGGAAAAUGUAACAACAAGAAUGGACAUGGUCACAACUACAUCGUAAAAGUCACUCUCCGUGGGCCUGUUGAUCCAGUUACUGGCAUGGUUAUGAAUCUAACAGACUUGAAAAAGCACAUUCAGAGCGUUUUAGAUCCUCUGGAUCAUAAACAUUUGGAUCUUGAUGUCCCCUACUUUAAAGAUGUUUGUUCAACUGCUGAAAAUAUCGCUGUUUACAUUUGGAAUUGUUUGUCAAAGCUGUUGCCGGAAGGAUUACUUUAUGAUGUCAAAGUUAAAGAAACUGGGCGCAAUUCUGCUUAUUACAGGGGAGAGAGAGAAUGAACUAAAAAAAUAGUGACUUAAUGCAAAUGAUCUUGGUGAUGUAAUGAUGUAGGAGUUGUUGAGUUGCUUAUUAGUGAACUUAAGCAACUGGCUCAGUUAUUCAAAAGAUAGACAACGUUAUCCAGUGGAUAGCACAAUUGAUUUCCCCGAUACUUAUGUGCUGGAUAGUGAUUUAUUUGCUGGAUAACGCUAUCUAACAUGUGAACAACUGGGGCCAGGACGGGAGAGGAGAGAAGAUGGCAUUAAACCUUGUGUGACAAACGUGAUACCAAUUAUGUUUGAAAAAGCUUUCUGCCAGACUUCACCCUCUUUUCAACAGAUCUUUUCGUAAAAGAUCUGAAAACAGUAAAGUUAAGUGAAAAUCACAUUUGUCAUGCAAAAACAUUCUGCCAUCCUCUUCUUCCUGCUAAUGCUGUUGCAUAAACUCACUAUUAUCAGAACAUAAAAUGGUUAACCGCAGUUAUUAUUGAAUGCUGAUGGUGCCAGUUGAAAGAGUUGAUAAUAUAGUUGCAAGAGAUGACAGAAUUACUUUAAAUAAUUCUUUUAAGAUAGCUAUUUUCCCAUUAAGGUGCUCAAAUAAAGUAUCUGUGUCUAAUUUGGGUGCCUCAGGGUUAUCAGUUUCACUACUGUUAUGUGCUCCCCUCUUAAAAUUAAGUCUAUUAAUUGAUUUAAAUUUCUUAAUUUUUUUCCAUCAAACAUGCAUUAAAAAAUUGAGCUCAAGGCAGUGGAAAAAUUUCUCCUUCCUGGUCCUAAAAUCCUAUACUCAAAAUCCUUGCACCUGUUGGAUAAAAAUCUUUUGCCUUUGACUCCCCCCCAAAAAAAAAGUGGCUAAUAUUUAUUUGUGGAUACUUAGAAAAUUUUCAGUAAAUAAGCUUGAUACACAUAGAGUGUGAUUGUUUCAGUAUAAUCCAGUACCUAAAGAAAAAGCUUUAUGAGAUAAAUGUCGUAUUUCCCAUGUCAUGUGAGUGUGGGUCACAAUACGGAUUAUUGACCUUUAACACUUGGUUGCCACUCACAGCUUCCAGUACAAUACUCGCUGUCUUCCAAUGUGAACACACCUUUUGUCAAGUGCUCAUACCAGAAAUAAGUUAUUAGAUCUCUGUGCGUAUGUACUGUUUAUUACCGUUAAGUCCCUAACAGGAUCAUGGAGCACUCUCAUUUUGUGCUCAUGCCCAGGCACAAGUGCUUAAGCAACAAGUGCGAACAUAAUUCAGAGCCAUCUGACAGUAAAAUAGAAAAAAAAGUGAGCAAGGUUAAGAAUUAAUAUUACAAGAUGAUUGAAACUUCCAAUACUUUGGAUUUGUUAUGAAGUCAUAGUUUGUCAUAAAUGAUGUUCUACAGGAGGACAACUUAAACAUCAAAGGUGUGUUAACAUAAUGAAUUCUACUAAAAUACUUGGUAAUCAGACAAAAAAACAAGUCUAAUUCUCUAGAGGCUUAAAGUCUUUUGUUAAUUGGGGCUUGAAAUUCUUGAUGUAGAAAGCCUUAAGGAAUGCUAACUGUGGCCUAUCUCAUAGUUGUUGUGGACUGCAUUAAAAAUGUGGUCUUUGAACUAUAUAUCAAAGUGUAAAAAUUGCCUAAAAUUACCAAAACAACGUAAGUUUUAUGGUGUGAGCUGUUGAAAAAAUAACUGGCGUGGUCUGAUCUGAGACUGCAUUGCAUUUAUUAACACUCGCUGAGGUAUAACAGGGACUACCACACCUGCGCAAUUACAGUGGAACCUCUCCUCCGGGACACGUCUAUUCAAGGGACACCUCCAUUCAAGGGACACAUUCCCAGAAAAAUGUUCACAUAAUCUUUGUAUUUGUAAUCUCUAUUAGUAGUAGUAAACCUUUAUUUAACUAGGGUAACCUCCAUUUAAGUAUAUCUGUUACAAGAUUUUAAGUUAAUGAAAAAAAAGUUCAAAAUAAAUAAUAAGAAACUUUGUAACUUUUAAUAAUAGUACAGUAUAACAAUUAAAACUAAUUCUUAUUUAAGGGACAAUUAUUAUUCAGGAAAGGGACACUAAAAACUUUUCUUGGGGGUCCCAGUUCUUAAACCCAGGGUUAACCUUCAUUCAGCAGGGUAUACCUUUUUGCCUCAAAAACCAGGUUUAUUUCACCACCUUACAAAAAAGCAUUGAUAAUUUUAAGUGUACGCUAGUCAAAAAUGGCGACAGCUUUCAAAGCAUGCAGUAUCUCAGUGAUUUACUGCACUUGUGGGAAUUCAAAACACAAACAUCACAGAUAUAAUCUAAUCAUGAUUUUUUAUACCUUAUCUAUCUGGUUGAAAUAAUGACUGCAAAAGAUUCCAACAAAGAAUAAAGAAAAAUAUUUUACUGAUUUGUUGGUUAAUUAUUAACAAUCCCCAGCCCAACCUCCAUGAAGGCCGGACAUCUCUAUUUCAUUGAACACUUACCUUGGUCCCGAGGGUGUCCCUUGAAUGGAGGAUAUACUGUACUUUUAACAUAACUACUCUACUUUUUUAGCUGUAAAGGGGGGUUAUAUUAAUCAAGCUUCAAACAUGGCCAAUUAAUAUUUAACCGGCUUGCCAUGUUUCUUAAAAUGAAAUCGGUCACCGGUAGAUCAUUCAAUCAUAAACUUUCGAGAGUUUACAUUUUGAGCUCUCUGGAGAGGAAUAGAGGGUACAAAAUCACUAAAUUCCCCUUCAUCAGAAGCAGUCAGAGGUUCCCCUUAUCCUUCCCAGGGUAGGUGCAGGUCAGUCUUUUUACAAUUUGUUUUCUUAGCUUGUUGUUGGAUUCUCUUUGGUACCCAUGUUGGAGGAAAAAUAUUCGGACUCAACAGAGAUAAACACCAGUAACAAGCAAUGCAAUUCGAACCUUUCAAAACCGGUAACAUCCGGGCAAUUACUUUGAGAUAUGAGGUCACUCCCGACAAAACACUUCUGUCGCUCCUCAGUUACUGUUUAGAACAACUCAGCUACCCAUGAAAAAUGAUGUUUUGUUUUUGUUGCAUUUUUAGAUCCAUGUUUCAGACCCCAAGCACAGCUGGGAAAAGACUUUCAAUUUCGAUCACGUGUUUCCAAAAGAGUCUACGAAUCCCGAGGUAUGAGUUCAGCAAUAUUUCAGUGUAUUGAUAAUUUAUCCUAAUAAAGCACACCUUUGAUCUUAGCUAGCAUGUGCGGUGCUCAUUUGGGAACAAAACUUUUUCUUAUUACAGGUGUGCAGCACUAUCAGUAGACCGCUGGUCAAUGCCGCUCUAAAUGGCUUUAACGGAACUCUAAUGGCAUAUGGACAAACUGGAUCAGGUCUGAGAUACUUAUUACCAGGCACUUAAAUCUACAUUACAAAUUGAUUGCUCCAGAGGUGUAAAUUUCCUUCUUCGAGCAAUUAGCACAUCUCCUUCUCUCUCCGUCUUUCCCAUUCGGAGUAUGCUGACUUGAAGGUGGAGUCUGAAUACUUAGAAAAGAUGAAAACUAUUUUUAUUUUAAUAAUUGGCCAUUUCCCGUUUACCCCAAGCCUUAUUUCAAAGCGAGGCUAGGUGCCAAGCCAUUUACUCGAAAAUUGAUCUUUUAUUGUCAUAAAACUCAUUUUCACUAGCUUGAGAUACGUUUUACGCUUACUUCUAUCUGAAAGUGAGAGUUUUUGGAACUCGGAAAUGGACUAUUUACUAUUCAAAUCUCUCUUACGACUAUCUCUUACUCUCUCGUAUAAAAAUGGCAGGGAUGCUUGUCAGAAAACUACAAUAAAACGCUCAAAAGGAGACCAAUCUGGUUGUGGCUUAAGCUUAAUGAGGCUAUUUCAACAUUGCAUGAUGACCCGGGCAUUUUUCUUUUUAAUUUAGUUAUUUCUCAACGCAAAACCGCGAGACGGCGAGCAUUUCGUCAUUUCCAUAAUAGAGGGUCCCCCCCCACAUGGUCUGUCACCAGGCGAAACGAGAGCUUAGAGUUGGUUUUUGCCGUUUUUCAGUCUUUUUCUUUCUGCGUAUAUUAGCUAAGGAAACAUCUUUCGGGCACGUAGUAUUUUUUGUAGUGACGCCGACUGUCCUAGCAAUGCCCGUUAGCCUUACAUAGAGUUGAAUUUAUUGUUUCAGGAAAUGUAUUUAUUCGUUCGUUGAGUUAAAACUUCUCGUGUACGACAGAUAAUCCAGGAAAGAACUUCAAGGGAGCGAAAUUUAACUGGUAAUUGCUCCAACCCCCUCCCCCUUUUGACAAUGAUUAGAGGCACCUAAAUCCACCCGCAACCUUUCCUCUAACCUUCAAACGAAGAUACUUUUUUUCCGCUUUUUAUGAUCACAACUGCCUUUCAUUACUAGGUAAGACACAUACGCUGAUGGCACCAGACGGCAUCACAGCAGGAGUUAUUGAAAGAUGUUUCAAAAGAAUCACACAGGAUGAACGCCAUGAUUACAAGGUACAGUCUAUUGCAACCAUGUGUUCUUGCUUCUUCCAAAAGCUUCGCCCCUUGGUAGUGCAUGCAAUUUGUGUGAAUUCUAUCGUUACUGACUGGAAACUUAGAAGAAAACCUUUUUAUCAAUCAAACCGCGCUCUUAAGACGUACCGUAUGUCAUUUAGGAAGAGUGUAUAGGCUUUUAGCACAUUUUAGGAAUGGAGCAAUUGAAUAAUUAUAAGUAUGAAUCUGAAUCGUAGUCAACAGUUACCGGCACCGUACAAACGACGUAUUGACGAAAUCAAGCAAAACUAACUACAAGAGAACGACCGGACAACUGACAAUUUGACUGUGACAAUAGGCGGAUCAAAACGCACCAAUUACUGAUUACGAGCCUUCAUAGCCAAUAACAUCACGGCAUAACUGACAGAUGACCAAUAACAUCGCGACGUAAUUGACCAAUCAGGUCAAUAACCAGAGUAUAAUACCAUCAACUGACGUGGUACAACUCACUUUCACUCUGAAGAAGACUAUACCGCACAGGUUGUCGAAACGUCAGUCACUGUCAACAACAACAGUCCAAUUCAGGACUACGUUCACCCGGACGAUCAAACUCAACCUACUUUUGAAUAAGUAUUGAUCGUUUUGAACCAGAGCCCAUUAUUAGUACUUGAAUAUAUGUCAUAAAUGCCCUUCCCCUAAACAAUUAAGUUUACUCGUACCCGAAUCCAUGUAUGUUGUAAAUAAAUGAAAUAUAUAAAAUUUAAAACAAAAAAUGUGGUCCAUCCACUUAGCGGUUCUUCGUUUUCCAUUCCUGGUCGAAUUGGAAUUUGUAAAUUUUGUUUUUUGGGGAGAGGGGAAAAUGGGAGUCCCCGGAACCAACAACACACUAUAAACCCAAAAAAGACGUCGACGCAGGGAUUCGAACCCGGGCAACUUUGUUGGGAGGCCUGUGCUUUCCCGGCCCUUGCCAUCCUUGCUCCUCUAACAAAGAGGUUCAUUAAGGAUUGUGCCUAUAUGGAGACAACCAUCUGUAUCAAUGUUUCUUUCCAGGUGACUAUGUCAUAUUUACAAAUCUACCAAGAGAAGAUUUACGACUUACUUAACUCUACUAGCAAAAUUGAGUUAAGUCUCAGAGAACACCUUGUAAAAGGUGAGGACAUUUAUGUUACCUAUACUUGACUUUAUGUGCAGGUGAGGCUCUCAUUAGGGGUUACUAAACUACGGGAUAAUAAAGUGAAAGAUUAUAGGGAUACGGUAUACUUGGGCAAAAACUUAAUGUACGGCGUACGGGAGAAGUACGGACCAUGACAUACGUACGGCGUGCGGAGAGCAAAACCUGACAUGUUGCGGUUGCGUAAUGGUGUGCGUCUCGUGUUCGCGUCCUUUAAAGAUGGAAAUAGAAAAACAGAGAAACAAAUUAAAUUGUUCAGUGAUAAUUUGUGAGGACGUUACAAGUUACUAAAUCUCAAAUAACGGAAUCCGCAUAUAACUAGCAAUUAAGGCCACAGUUAGUGAAAAGUUUUCCUAACCCACUGUCACUGUCACUGGCUACUCUUUUUUAAUCCCCGCUUUUCGUUAAUCCAAAGGUGUUUAUGUAGAAAACCUUUCUGAGUUCGUUGUCCGAAGUCCUUCAGAAGUGUCCAGUCUUUUGGCAGUAGGAAAGAAAAGGCUUAUUUUUGCUGAAACCAAAAUGAACAGAAAUUCCAGCAGGUAAGAAAUGGCCUUUUUUACAUGUGAUUAUUUCAGUUAAAGUUCACCGUGUUGGCUAAACAAAAAAGAGAAAACAAGAGUUUGAAGUCUUUGGCUAUAGCGGCAUUGGGGGUGGUUGAGUUAACGGACUUUUCACUCAAACGUUUGAGUGCCUGUUAGAUCUUGCAUCACCUUAAAUUCCUAACAACCCAUGCUGGCUUUGUUUUCCUUCCAUUGUUUUCUGGCCCCAGUUGUUAAAAAGGUGGAUAGCACUAUCCACUGGAUAAAUCUCUAUCCACUGGAUAACGCGACUGGUUUCCCUAAUACUUAUCCGCUGGAUAGCGAUUUAUCGGGUGGAUAACGCUAUUCAGGUUUUGAACAUCCGGGGCCUGCACUAUAAAAUUUGCUGAUUUUACUCAAGUGCUGCCCUCUCGACGCGAUUAGAGCAAAGUUUGAGCCGUUGAUAUUUUUUUGUUGUCAUCGUUUAUGCUCAGGUCUCACUCCGUCUGUCAAUUGACCAUUGAGAGGACUCUAAACAAAAACAAACUGGCAGAAACAGAACAACUCAACAAACCUGGUAAGCAUCUAUUCAGUCUAUUAGUACGUCCGUGUUGAAUUCACGAUCUGUAGAAUCCACUACUAAUGCAAACAAGCCUGAUAAAUGGGUACUGUGCUGGUAUAGACGUUAAUCAGAGCCAUUGUCAGGCAGGUUCACCUUUUGAAGGAAUGAAACCCUUACGGUUGCAAAAAAGUUAGCAUUCUUAAGAAUCAAUGAUAAAUAGGAAUUUUUGACUUAAUCAGGCUUUCCUGCUUAUCAUCAGUUAACUAACUUUAACUUUGUGCUUUAGCCUUAGGUCAGGCGGCGAGAGAUCUCAAAGAAGGACAAGCAAUUGGAGGUGACACAAAAACAGAGGUAAAAACAUCAUGAAUAGAAGAUAUCGAAAAAAAAAAAACAACAAACACCUGAGCCCAAGAAACUUUUUCGUAUAUAAUUGUCUCUUUGUUUCCGUAUCUCUUCUUCAAAAGAGUUUCACUGUCAUGAGCUUAAAGACAUUUUCAAGAAUUCGCACGUAAACGGCUUUAGAACAGGACUAAGGGCCCUUAAACGAGGAAUUGAAGUUGGCCUAUUUAAAUUUCUAGAACGUGCGGAGGCCAGUCCUCAUUUUGAAUGCAUUUUUUGCUGAAACGGGAUCCAAAUUUGAAGACAUGCAUUAUUUUCUAAUUUGAACUUCUAAGCGGCAAAUAUCCUGCCAAGACCUAAGAAAGUAUACAAACCGGAAUCGGAAUCUAAAACUUUCCCUUUUUUUCAGUAAAUCAUGCGUCAUGGUAAGGUAGACAAGCCCAUAUGACAGUGAGAGAUGUACUCAAAAGAAAAUUGUAAACGAGACGACAUGGGAAAAAAUUUCUUUUUCAUAUAUAGCUUAUUCAAUUGAGGUUGCUUUGGGCAUUGGGAAUUGCGCAUGAGGAAUCUUUUGUUUGCUGGUCACUCAAGCAAAUCAUUGUAUAGCAGGUUUCGUAUGCGCAAAUACCCAAUACCCAAUUCUCGAUCUCCAAUAAUAGCCAAAGCAACGUGUCAGUGAAUCAUCUAUAUAUCCGUUUAAUUUUAGCCCAAACUCAGUCCUCCAGAGCAAAACAAGCUAAGAACAAACCUCAGCAUUUUUACCAAAUCGACAGCCUUGUUGAUGCCUCUACCAGCUACGGACCUGUCACUAGUUGUUCAUAAAGAAUACUUUGAUUUUGUUUUAAUCGUCGUUUCUGUUUCUCUUUCAACAGGUUUCAGAAAAUGAUACAAGAGAUGACGUCAGUGAUGAGGUAGUAGAGUAUUUGAGGACACUGUUUUGAAACACCUUUUGUUCUGAGGGAUGCUCAGGCAAAUAAUUCUACCUUAGCUGAUAAGAAAUCACCUGAUUUCCAUAUACUUGGAUUUAUAGAUGAAAGUAACAAUACCCAAUAUUCAAGUUUCCACUAUAAUGUUUUUAGCCUUGUGACGAUGUUGGGGGUUAUUGAACUUUUAUUACACCAUUAAUUAAACCUAUUAAAUGGCAUCCUUACUAUUAAAUGGUGUCAUUUUAAAACUAUUUUUGCAUUUCAGGGCACUUCUACAGAGGGUAACUCUUUGGCAAAAAUGGUAUCAUUUAACGAUGAUGUGCUCAUUCGAGGACGGAUAUAUUUGUGAGUAUUAUGUUGAGUUUAAAGCGCGUUACUUUUAGUCAUAGUCGGAAACAAUUUGAUAUUUUAAGGAGGACGAGCCUGGGACACACUUCCUAUUCCAUUUGCAAGAAUUUAAAACACUGAAAUUUCUAAGAAGGACCAUACAUUUCGAUUUAGUAGAUAUUGAAGUCUUACAAUUAACUGUACCUGCCAAAGUAGCCUGAGUUUCAUCCGCCUACUCUGCUCGCUAAGUACCAAAAAGGUUUCAGUAGAAAAAUAGCAUCCUAGACUGAUUCCUUCCAUAAAAAGAGACAGAAAAGCUAGCACAUUUUUGGAUUUUAACAUGAAUUUUAGCUUUUUUGUAACAACUUUAUAAUAAAGUAAUUAUUUUCAGUUGACAAAAAGCAAGGGAAAAACAAGAAACACGACUUUUAAAAAUGUUCAAAUUAAUCGACAGGAGCGAUUUGGCGGGCAGUGAGCGACUCAAGAAAACUCAUGCAGAAGGAGAAAGGCUCAGCGAAGCACAACACAUCAAUUCAUCUCUGCUAGAAUUAGGGUGAGACAUUUUUCAGUUUUGAUCGAUUCUCGUCGUCGUCAAACAGUCUUGCCAGAACAACAAUAAAGGACCGAAUGAACCAAACCUCGAUAGUAACACUAGUGUUUAAUUCUUUUCUAAGGAAUGUGAUCCAAGCGUUAGCUGAAGGAAAGAAGACUCAUGUUCCAUUUCGAAAUUCCACACUCACAAGGCUGCUUCAGGAAAGUCUGGGUGGAAACUGCAAAACAAGUCUCGUGGUAAGAUUUGGAAUUCUGCAGGCUUACAGUGUCACCUGUCUACCAUUUAAGCAUUCUUUUAGCUUGUUUGACAUGAAUUGAAAGUAGAAAUUUUGUAUCAUUAAAUAUAUACUUUGCCAUUGUUUCAGGUUUGUGUUUCGCCAACUAUGUGUGAUGUGAGUGAAACGAAAAGCGCGCUAUUUUUUGGUUCCCGAGCCAUGAAAAUAACCAACACUGCAUACAUCAAUGUCGAGGUGAGAGGCCACUAAUUUCCGUUAACCUGAGCAUUACUUGUUUUUUAGAUGGUAGAUGAUUCCUUAUGUGAGAUGACGUUCAUUUUUAUACCCAAUUAUUGUGAAUUGCAAUGAGGGUUACCUCAUAUUCGGCCGUUACCUAGAAAUCCUAGUUUCGUACUAUUUCAGAGCAAACCCAUCCAGUGAGGAUUAUGAGUUGUUUCUUUCUCAGGUUGAUUACAAAAGGCUCAGCCAGGAUCUGUCCAAGAUUGUAAAUAUGAAAGGUAAAAUCAGUUUAGGUUCGUUUGUUGCUCCAGUAAAAAGAGGUGGAAAGUGUCCAACAUUUCUGACUCGUGGAAGCUCCACAAAAAAACCUUUAACGUCGCAUCUUCAACGACAUUUCGAUUUUUCCAUAGUGGCUAAGUUUUUACCGGACUUUCUGCAACUUUAUCAGUAGUACUUGGAUUGUGUCCGAAUUAACUCGCUGAUGGUACAAGCAAAGAGAGGUGAUUUCUUACAGUAUUAUUUAUCUUCAUAUCUAUAUUUGCAUCCUACAGAGAAAGAUUUGGAAGAGUUAAAGCAGUCAUUCGAGAAUCGAAUUGAACGAAUCAAACACGAGGCGGAGACAACAAUAGCAAACGCGAGGACUGAAGCAGACAAAGUUAUAGCAUCUGUGAAAAGUCUCUGUGAAGAUCAGGUAACUUUAUUGGACCCCUCUUUGUUCAGGUUUUAAUAUCAAAAAGAGCUCAGUGUUAAGAAAUUUAUCAAAGAUUCCGCGACGAGUGGGAACGCCACCUGACUGAGUGAAACAUUGAAUUUAAAAUAACCGCUCAAAACAUCAAAAGAAGGCAAAAGCAAAUACAAAAAUAGGCACGGAUGGACAGACUUGAAGAAGAUUGAAACGGAUUGAGAUUUUUCUUUCUGAAAACCUCGGUUAGCCUAUCAGUUUUUCACAGUCAGUUUUUUUGUUUGUUGCGUUUGAUAUAUAAUGCUUGGCACACAUGACUCCAGUUUGAAACAAAGCUGUAAUUUUGCCAUGCACGAGUAAUUUCUCAAGUUCCAUAACGAAUAUCGACCGAUGCGUUGUUGGCAUUGUUAACAAAAAGGAACUAGACAACAGUAACACAGCCCCUCUACUGAAUAGGCCGGUGUUAGGAGUCUGAGCUGGGCUGGGUUGUUCACAUGCACAGAAGGGUUAACAUAACCCAGGAUUAGUGCAAAAUUUAAAUUGAAAUAUGAAUCUACAGUAUGAUGAUUAGACACUCUAAAAAGAAUAGAGGAAAUUAUACGGGUAAAUGCUUUUGAACAAAAGAAAAAGAACUCCGCGGGUUGAAAUUUAGCCCUGGGUUAGCGCUAAUCGGCCUUCGAGCAAUUAAGUUCAGUAGUUUACCUGACUUCUACAGUAAAAAGAAAGUUUUGACGAUCUCGUUUUAAUUCUUUGUCACAGGAAUCAAGACUCCAAAGCGACAUUGAAAGUCUAAACUCCCGUUUAGAAGAAGAGAGAGCCCUCAAUGAGACACAAAAAGGCGAGAUUACAUCAGUAAAACACAAACUCCAGGAAGACAUGUUUAGAGCAAGAAGCGCUCUAUUAAUCGACAUAACUUCAAUGCAACUGUUUUACGCUCUAAAGGAGCAUUCCUUUAAUGAGGUUCUUCUUUCUCCUGAGAGGGCGUUAAAUUCCCGCGACGUAAAAGAUAGUCCCAAUGAAUCUGUCGCAGCGAAAAACAAAGUUCUUCAAAAUGUGGAUUUGUUACUGGAAUUGUUCAAAAGUUAUCUGAACAUGAUGAAUGCCAAGAGUGAAGAAAUGUUCGAAAACUGCGGAAGCCUGCAUUUCUUGGCUGAAUCGCAAGACGUAAUGGAAGAGCAAAAAAUCCUCCAUAAAGUUGAAGACUUCUCUUUGUACUUGGCAAACAAAACAGACGAUGAUAAGGUGGUUGCGUCAUCACGAUGUAACCAAGUCAACGAAGACCACGAGUCGCACGAGGAGCGUAUACCAUCCAAUGAAGAAAGGCGUUGUGAUAUUGACCAGUACUCCAUAUUAAGGGACAAAUUGAUUACUCUCAAAAACAGCAUUGACGGUGAAGCUUUGAAUUUCCUGAAGAAGGUCUUUGAAUUUGAUGAUGAAGAAGAGCAAGGUAGCCAUCCGACGAACACGACGAGAAGAGAAAUUUAUAAAAAGAUCCAAGAGUUUAUUGAGCAAAGAAACUCUGCUUUCGGUAAGUGUAUUUAAGGAACCUGUUCAGGAUUUUUCUUUUAUUUCCCAAUUAUUAAUUAAAGAUGAAGUGUGUAAAAUUGCACAUGACAGUUUUACAUCAAAGUCCCCAGAUGUUGAAAGUGGCGGCGGUUGUUGGAAAGACAAAGUUGGAAAUGAUUUGUUACGCAUUUGUUGAAAGGGUUUUUACGGGUUUUGAAGAGGAAACCUAAGAAACUAAAAAAUUGAACCUAAUGGAUCAUAAAUUGUCUAGUGUUAUGAUCAAGUCCUGAUUCUAGUGUUACCUUGGGUAACAGAGAUUUUCUUGGGUAGUUUUGGAGAUGAAUAACAUUACAUUCAAAGAGAGAGCCCGGGUGGACAUUUAAAGUCACGAUACGUAUUAGUGGGAAAGUAAAUUUUCCGCAAUGGUGUGUCCCUGCCGACGCGGUGGUCCUGUUAAAAUUGCAAAAUUUGGAAAUCGUCAUUGCUGUGUAAAUAAACGUGAUGUGACUAAAUCUAUACGAGAUAGAGAGAAAGAGAAAAAUAUUAGGGAAGAUGUCAUCUAUAUCGGGGCGAAAAUACUCUUUUCCUGGCACUAAGCUAAUAAUAACUUUGUUCUUCAGAUUUUCAGAAGCCAACAGAGUUGCAAUUCCAGGCCGACACUCUUGCUCUGCUAGAUCACUGUCAUAGUCACGUGAUUAUAGACAAGGCCCUUCAAAGCGCGCUCUUGGUUCUGGAAAAUUACAUCAUUACAAGACGUUGUCAUGGUAUUCAGAAGCAGAAAGACGUUUUGGAGGACGAGAACGAAGCACUGCGGAAACAAAUUCAUGUUCUUCAAGGCGAAGUUGAGAAGAUGAAAGGAACACUCAGCGAAACCUCCAGUAGAUUGUGCGAAGUAAAGAGGAGUAAAGAACAUCUCGAAGAUGAUCUAUCUUCAGUGUUUCAGCUCUACAACAUGAGGAACAGCGAAUGUGACAACGAGGGAGAGGAAUCCGUGGAAGAUAGCAUCCUUAAUUCCAACAAACUGCAAGCAGAAAUUUCUACCCUGGUAGAAAGUAAUGAAAAGCUCACAGAGGAGCUUGCAACAAAAGAACAAGAGAAAGAAACGCUACAAUGCGAGCUUACAUCUGUUAAGGUGAGCAAUGUCACUUCUCUUCAGGUCGCUUUUGAGAUGAUGAUUAUUUGUUUCCUCUUCUCCAGAAUUAAUCAUAGUGUCACAGUUUCUUAGAGCUAGCGAAAGAGUCAGUGCUAGAGUUAUUAUUUUCUCGAAAGUUGAAGUGAGUAAAAAAACGAACUCGCGCGGAAGCCCUUGCUACGCAGUCUAUCCUAGAGCUUCUUAUUUGCAUGGAUAGGCUUUGCUAAACUAUUCUGAGUGUAAUAUUUUGUCAGGAGACGGAAAAAUGCAAGUAUAGGUUUAGAAACGCCUAGUUUAUUAAAAACCUAUUUCGAUUUGUAAAGAUAUAAUACGGCAGGCUUUCAUAUACAUUAUUUAGCUUCUCAAACUCUUCCCUCCUUUUUUGCUUUCCUUUUUUUUUUCAAAAAUAAACUUUAGGUCAAUUAGAGUGGCAUUUUUUCAAACCCACUUCACGGAAGUCAGUAGUGUUUCGCAAAUUAUUCGUGAAAUGUUUAUACCGCAGAGAGGUCUGUUUACAAUCAGUAACAUAUACCGUUAGAGAAGGCAUUGACAAAAAAAUGGCGCAAAGGCAAAGUACGUAGCAACCCCUCUUCUUUAUCUUUGAAUUUCUCUGUCACCUUUUGCGUGCCCAGUCUCCUUUUGGUUGCCUGUGGCCACAUGGAUCCAGCGAUAACGCGCGGGAAAUCGCCCUCCUAGCUACGAACGGUUUUAGUUUAUCUUCUGAUUUGUUCUUAAUAUAAUGGUUAAGAAAUUAGCCUCAGGUUAACGCAGCUAAUUGCAAAGCGACGCACCGCACAUACAAUAACACACAUAUAUAACGUACUUAAACAAUCCGGCUUACGAAGACCGAUGGAAAACUGACGUAGUAACGUACAACUUGACCACCACGACUGCUCGCACAUUGGACUUCAGAUACAGUAACAACAGAUCCUCCUAACACCGUAGUUGUACAAGGAGACUGCUUGGGCACAGUUGAACAACGACUCUAAACAACUGACUUACAUGACUUCAAAAUCCAGAUGCGCGGGUGAUACAUUGAAGCUCUUGUCAUCGCCGCAUCCGUCUCUGCUGGUCAGUUCAUUGCGAUUAAUAUUGACCAAAAAAAAAUGAAAGACAAAGCAAUAUUUGAAAACAUGAAAUGAAACAAAAAUGAAUUGCAUCAAUAUUGAAAAUUUUAAUACCAACGGAAGUGUUAUCAAUUCAUCAGGGUCCACGGAGAAGCCUGUGGGAUAAGAUGAAACUUAGACCACAUAAACAGGAGAAAAAUCAAGGCUGAUUAAAGAAUCUGGUUUUAUUUACUCAUUAUGACAACAUGAUGCAGACGCUUCCGUCUCUGACGUCCAGCCUCUCCAGUCUCUUUGAUUUACCAACCCAGUUUGGCGACAAAUACUAUGACAAGAAGAAUUCCUCGUGGUUGGUUUGAUACUCUGGAUGUAUUGCGGACCCGGUUUUUUCGGUUAAACCACUGAAGUUAUGAACAAUGACGCAGCAAGUGAAAAGAUUAAAAAAUGUUGCAAGGAUGGCAAGAUUAAGACCACUUGUUCUUCGACUGGAUUCGCCUCGAUGUGUUGCACUGCAAUUAGAGGAACCAGGAGAAAGAGCUAAUAUUGUUACCUGGCCAUAAUCGGGAGUUGAUGAAGGGUCAUAUGUUCCAUAAAUCAGUGAUCUCGCCGAUCAUCAACAGAAUAAGUAGAAUCAGGACGUUUUUCAGGAGACAGACAUACUUGCUAUCCAGGGUUUCUUUUGCGACUAUGAAAAGCAAAACACCUCUUGAGAAAAACCUAGAAACCUCACCUAAUAGGCUUACUAGUUGCACUGUUAGUAAAUGGGAGUUUAGUAUCUGAAUGUCAAUUAUGCAUGGGAGCCACAGAAGCGCAGUCAUUCAAUAAGAAUAAUCUAUCCAGAGCGUCAUGGGGGAAAGACGGGCAGGUGUGUCGGCUGGAAUGCGUAGAAUGAAAUUAGUUUUGUAUUUUGUUACCAGCCUGUUUUCUCAUUUUUCUUUAGUUCAUUUUUGCACGCAACAUAUCUUACCUUUUAUAUUUCAUUUUAUUUCAUGCACAUAUAUUGUAUUUAUUGUAUAUAAAACUGUAAGCAAUAUCAAAGAUUUGAUUACAAGCAAAAAUAUUCAAUUGAAAACUAUAUUCUCUUUCAGUUCAUAACAAAUACCAUUUAGAUCUAGAAACUUGAACAAAAUGACUCGCUGGAGAAGAUGAAACAAGAAGUAACUAUGAAUGUAAUGGGAAAUCGGCUAACCAUUUCAGAACGAAUAUCCUCAUCGAAAACUAAUAAAUAAGCUCCAAACCAGUCUCAAACGCAGUCUGGCGUAGAUGCUAUUCACGGCGCUGUAACUUUCAUUGGCGAAACUAGGGGAGGGACCCUGGGCCGACCAAAAGGCCGAACACCGCCAAGAGCAAUUGAGGCCCACGCCGGAGCUGAGAAACCGUUUUCAAGAGCCACUCAUCUCCAGGUCUUGAUGAGUGCUCCCUCUCUUCUUCCUUACUUGUCGAUCCACUUGAGACAUUUUUGUUCCGUAAACAUGGAAUACCUUUUUUGCGUAACAGUGUCUUUCUCAAAGAGAAUGACGCCUAACACCUGAUACAUGCGCCUUCGUGUUUCUGCAUUCAUCAGAUGUACACGACUAAAAACGCAGAAUAAGAUCCGUUAAGUGAUUCAUACGCAGUAAAGGCCUGGGUACUCGGUAUAUACCAGCACUAUAAAUUUGAAUAUGUACCAAACUGUACUGAAAAUUGUCAGAUAGAUAGCAAAGUUUACGCAGCAUCACCGUCGCACUUUAACUACAGUGACCCUCAUACCGCUAUCGUGCAAUGCUGUAGUAGGAUUGCUAAGCAUUGUCCCACUUGCUUUUGGUGCAGUAUUGCCCGCUCUAUACCAUCGUUUAAAUUUCGACUCUCUAGUACUCUUACUGAAGCAAAAGUGAAGUCGAUUUAUUUUGACCUCCUCAGAUAGAGUUUUCAUCUAUAGUUCCUUUUAUUUUAUUACGCCUGUUCUUCCGGCAAACAUUCGUUUAGGCCAGCCCUUCAACUUAAGAGCCCCUCUCAUGGAUUUUAAAACAGGCGUCUCCCUUAGGGACUUGCUUUCCAGCCGCUCUCCCCUCAAGGUGAAACACCAAAGUUAAUCGAAUCAAAGCUUAAUUUACCGGAAAGCCUGCUAAGAUUUGUAAAAAAUUGCAAUUUAUGUUUGUUUCCUUUGCAGCAAGAAUUACAACAGGCAAUGGAAGAACGCAUUCAACGUAAGCAAGACGUCAAGAGUACGCAAACGGAACCCGUGAAAGAGAAAGAACCGCCGAAUCCGUUGCAGUUUUUUCAAGAUGCUAAGAUUCAAGAGAUUCUGUCCUCUUUGCAUGAUGGCUACUCGUCGUCUUUGGAAAAAGCAGCUUCUGCCCUACAAACUAACGGCUUGGUUGACAUUUCAUCUUUGAGAGCAGUUAUCAAUAAACGCCUCGGAGAGGAGUGGUCCGUUCUUCUUCUUGAAAACGCUAAAAUGAAGUCAGAGCUGGAUAACAUUCGAGCAAGGAUAGAUGAAGAAAAGAAAGGCUUGGUAAACGAGUUAAAAGCUUUGAAAAUGGAUGGGGAAGAGAAAGGGAAAUCGCAGUUCGAGCAGAAAGGUGUUCCGAAAGACGGGGUCAUGCCACCGGAUGGCGCGGACUUAUCACAUCACGGAAGCGAACAGCCAGCCGUAGAAAUCAAGAUUUAUGAUAAUAAUAAAGUUAUCGCUAAACUUGAAAUGGAUAAUUUAGAACUUGCGAAAGGGCUGCAGUACCGAUACAACAGUGAAUCAAGCAAAAGUGAUCUUAAAGAUGGCAUGACAGAAAUCUACAGUGAGACACAUAGCGAUAAUUUGCCACUAACAAAAGGCGAGUUAGAAGUAAUUGUUAAAGAAAAGCUUCAUGAACUGCCUACAACGCAAAAUGAAAAUAAAAUGCUGAGAUGUGAACUGGAGUCAUUAAGGGACAGGUUCAUUUCUCUGGAGAGACGGUACGAAGAAUCUAAUAAAGAACAACAAUUUUUGGAAGAAAAGGUGGAAUGCUUUGAAGAAGAAAAGAGGGACCUUGUCAAGGAAUCUGAACUGUUAAAAGAGCGAUGCGGUAAGUUAGAAGAGCAUUUAAUUCAAUUCACAGCGGAGAACAAUCAACUGAAAGAAGAAUUAGAUGGCUUAGAAUCCAGUCUUGCUGAAGCACAACACGAAAAAGAGUCAAUGGAAAAGCAAAAAAUUGGAUUGGAAGAAAAAUUGCGCCAAGAGCGAGUCGAUAGCGAAAGAGAAAUUGCUUUGGAGAGAGAACAAAAGAGUAUUUACCAGACGAAAUGUCAAGAAAAAACCCUGGAAAUCGAGGAAGAAAGACGCUUGAUGAAGAUUAAAGAAAACUGCUUGAGUAAAGUGGAAAAGGAGUUAUCAAAGUCAAAGGAGAGCUACAAGAAACUUCAGGAGUGUAUUAGUAAGUUUGAAGCAGAAAAAGACGAUAUGGUGAAGGAAAUUAAUGGUCUAAGACGUUUGCAAGGCUUGCCAACUGUUAAGCGUACACCUAAUGAAAACGUCUCGCAGGCCGAUGGUAGAACACGAGAAUUGAGUGGAGAAAAACGAUCGCAGAUCAGAAAAAAUAACAAGCUGAACUCGGAACUGACGCGCGCCAAAGAGCAGCUUGUACGCCUUAAAACGGAACUAACUUUGUCCAACAUGCAGACGAGAAACCUAGGAACACAAUUAUCGUCGCUUCGCGAAGACAGCACGAGGCUAGAAGCAGAACUUUCGACAGUGCGAAUGUCUCCGGAUGAUUCACGAAAACGAGGAAAUACUUUCAGCUAUUACGAAGAAAAUGUGCGACUAGAGUUGGAACUUGGAGAAUCUAAGGAAAGGAUUAUUGACUUGCAAGAGAAGCUGCUGACAAUAUACAAGGAGAAGUUUUCUUUGGAAGAGAAAAUAGCGGUCUUGGAAGGUCAAGCCAAGAAUCCAAACCAAGAUAAUGGUAGUACUCCGCUGAAAGAAGUCGAAAACGAGAAAAAGGUGGUGUACGAGUUCAUAAACAACGCUGAAAAAUCAUGUGCCACACAAACUCCAGGCGGACUCCAUCAAGAACAGGGAGUCAAUUUGCCUGAAAUAAAAAUGUUUGAAGAAAGAAUUGAUUUGCUGGAGGCCGAAAAAGCGCAGCUUCAGAGACAUCUUGAGAUUACCAAAGCAGAUAAAAGUCGUUUGGAGGGCAUCGAGAGCAUCGUACAACAGUUAGUUAAAAUUGAUGAAGACCAAAAAAGGCUAAAGAGCAAGCUCAUGGGUUGGGUUAAAAAUGCGCGUGAAGAAAAAGUUACCAGUGGGAUAUUUCAUGAUUAUACAAGGGUUGAUAGCGAUCUAAUAGACUUCACUGCAGAAAAUGAUUCUUUCAAAGAAGAAGCAAAUACUUUGAAAGAAACAGUAGCCGAGCUUCGGAGCAAUUUGGCUGCCCUUGAGUUAAAGGUCGCUGUGAAGGAGAGUCUACAACAAAACACGCUUGACAAGAAAGCAAUGGCAACGUUGCUUGUUUCCGUAAAACAAGAAAGAGCCGAACUGCAAACGGCUUUGGAAGAUGUACUUAUAGAGAAAAAAGGGUUGGAGGAUGAACUUGAGGAAGUUAAGAGGGAGUACACAAACCUUCAGAGAGAAUGUACUUCGAUGCGUAUAACUAAGGGUGAUCUAGAACUUGAGAUUCUUUCAGACCUUACACAGAAGAGCAAUGAGUGUAGAAGCGAAAUAACAGAUUUUGCUAUAAAUGAUCUGUUGUGUUAUAGUAAUGGCAGCAUUGAAACGCCCAGUCAAGGGAGUGAAAUCUACGCCAGCGAAGCGAAUAUUGCACAACCAGAGGAAGGGAGAACUAUUAAUGGCACCACCGAUCAUUGCAAUCACUCAGAUGGAAGUGAACCCAAGGAAUUGUCUUCUAAACCGUUAUUAGUAAGUAUUUUUGCCUUUCUUCUACUUUAGUUUCAGUUUCUACUUUUAAUAGACUGUUUAUUUUUAUUUGUCUCUCUUUGGUCGGCCUUGACUCGACCGGGAAAAUAAAUCAGGCAUCAAGGCAAAAAGGCGGUAAAUGUUUCAGCCACACUUACGAGAUUACUGUGCAAAACGCAAAAAGAGGAAUAAAACAUGCGUCAUACACUACUUUAAUCCAUUCAUUAUCAUUUCAGCCAUUUUUGCGAGAUACUUCAGCUAUGAAAAACUGAUAUCUUUAAUUCAAUCUCUAUUGACCAUGUCCAUGAUAAAAAGAGUGUAGCUGCAAGAUUCGACGGUAUUGAAAAGUAAAACACAGGACGUAGGUCAAUGUACGAGCGACGGUCACGUUUAUAUCAAAUGACCCCAUUUUAUCAUAAUCAUCUUAUCGUUUCAGAGUGGAAAAAGACCGUUGCCGUCGCUGCAAGAUAAAGUUUCAAAAAGGCGUAAGUUGAAAUAAAUUUUAAAAAUCCUGUAACGAGUUAUUAUGGCUCUCAUACACAUAUUUCCAUAGUUAUUUUUUUACAUUUUUCGAGUAGUUAAGGAAAAAAUACGUUAGAUGUGAUACCUUAAAAUUUGGUUACCGCAUACAUUUCUUUAUUUUAGCGGUCCGUUAUUUUAGCGAAAUAUGCAGUAUCUUUCUAGGCAUGACUAAAAUAUUGGACGGAUACAUAAAAUUGUUUAAAAAGUAAGACAUUUAACAGCGUUCUUGUACCGGUUAAAAUUUCAUUUUUCUAAUGCAAAUUCUUGCUGCAAUCAGGAAUGGAGUUCAGUUUAGGCUAACCAUAGCUCUUUUGUUUGCUCCUUCGUAUAAUUUUUUGACAUGUUUUUUUCUCUAGGAGCUCUUCCUUCCGAGCCCAAUGAUGGCGAGACGGGCGUUAGAUCUCCAAGGUAACUACAACAACAGCAAAGAUACCUCCGUUUCGUAAAUACUUUGGACGGAUAUACUUUCUUCAACUUGCGUUAGUUCGUUUGAAUGCCAACUUACUUGUACUUAAUUCUAUCCAAAGUUAAAAACUAUCAUCAGAAAUACGAUCAUCAUUACUAUAAUGCUACGAUAAUUUACGAAAUAUGACAAGGUAAAAAGCUGGUAACCCUUACGUUUUUCUCGCAACUUCACAAAAGUCUAUAGAGGCCCCAAAGAGGUACCCCUACGUUACAAUUAUUGUCUCUUACAUUGGCAACGUUUGGUGGCCAUUUUGUCUUUGCAGAAGGUAAUAAGCGAUACGAUAAGUUGGAGGUAUGAUUCUAAAACAGGUCUAAAAACCAUUGAAGAAUUUCCUCCUUUCCGCGCAAUGCACAAUUUGUCUUUUCGUCUUCAAUAGUACAACAGCUGUGCUAAUGUUAACUGACCAAACUUAACUUAAUAUUUCCGCGAUAGGUCUAACAAGGACGAUAGCCAAACGAAUGACAAUGACCCACAACACACACCCAUUAUCUACGACCUAAUAACAGUUGAUGACGUUAACGAUGACAUAAUGCACGCUGACAUUCAUCACAGUGGGCUCGUGCGGGAAACUCCAAAAGGACAAAGAGAAAAACCCGAGGGAAUGGAACAAGAAGGAAGCACUUGUCUGAAAACUGAGGACGCUGACCAAGACUAUAACCGUGACGUUACUUUACAAGAUAACAUUGAAAGCAAGGAAAAACACAGUUUAGUUCAUGAUAUUGGAGGGUCAGAGUCUAUUAUAGCUCAAUCGGCUGAGGUGCUUGUCAAAACAGCCUGGACUAUAAAAAAGCUUUUCACGCGUCAAAAGUCACUAUCAGGCCCUCAUCAAAAACUGAAUGCGUUGGAAGAAUUAUGA